CUCCAGUCACAGAGGACGUCGGGAUGACCCGUGCCGUGGACGUCGUCGCCGUCGCCGCCGCCGCCACGGCCGCCCACUAACGUGCUUCUAACUCGAAUCGCGACGCGCGCGAGCAUGUGCUCCUAGACGCUGUUGCCCCUCGCCGCCGGUCCGCCCGCCACCCCGACGACGAGAGCGAGAUCCGCGCUCAGUCGCGGCCGUCCGCGCCGCGUACGCUUCCGGCGAUAAUCGAUCGGCGGCGUUUUUUCCGCACGCAAUCCGCGCGAUCGUCCCCGGGGAUCGUCAAGAUGGGCUCUAUAGUGCUCAAGUCGCUCUCGGUGCUCCUCGGCAUAUUCUUCGUCUUCGUCGGCACCAUGAAGCUGACGUCGCAUAUCAGCAAGGACCUGCACAAGGAUCUAAGGAAAGAAUAUGUCAAGUACGCAAAAGUAUUUCCGCUCUCGGGAACGUUUGACUUCAAGGUGCCCAGCAAGUGGUAUCGGAGAGUCGUUGGCUCGCUCGAGAUUAUCUGCGGCCUCGCCAUGGCGAUUAUUCCAAGUCACAAAGUUAAAAACUUUUCCAACACGGUGCUGCUUCUCUUGAUGCUGAUGGCCGUGUAUUCUCACUACAUGGUCAACGACAAAUUCGAGAGGAUCGCCCCGGCAUUGGUGUUCUUCUUUAUGCUGACGGGGCGGCUGGUGAUUGACUGGCAGCUCAGGCGAGAAGACGCGCAAUCGGUGACGGCGAACGGUGUCGACGACAAAGCUAAGAAGCAAGACUGAGCGGGAUUACGGUUGGAAAACGCAUUGUUUGUUUUCACCUUAAACCACUUAAUUCCGCGAUUUCAUUUCUGGGACACUGAUUCUGAGGAGGAUUAGAUUUAUUUCAAACGUAGACUCUCGUACUGAUUCUUCUAAAAAUAAAACUUUUACCUCAAGGCACCAUUUAUUUAAUAUAUCUUUUUGAAUUUUUUAUAUGCAAAGAUUUUCAACAGGGAGUAAGUGGUGUCUUUGUGAAAAUUAUGAAAUAUGUAGGAAAAACGAAAAUGAUCGUUUGAGAUUUUGUGAAUUAAGUUUGUAAAAAAAAUGUAUGUCUCCAGAAGUGAAAGCAAAAUGAGAAACGUAUAACUUACAGUGAUCAAUUUUAAUGUGAUUAGUAAAUAAAUUUUUGUUGCACUCUACGUAUUACUCUGCACUAUAUCGCAAUAUAGUUUGCAGAAUAAAAAGCGAGUAUCAUUAAGACGCAAUAAGAUUUGUAAUUAAUGGAAGUUACGUAAGGUCUUACGAAGGGAUACUUUUUAUCGCCGAUGGUGGAACACUCGACGAAUAUGCGAUGUGUAUUUUCCUCGAUAAAAAUAUAAUUUAAUGACAAUUAAAAAUCUAUAAUACAAACUUUGGGUUUUAAUAUCGAUAGCAAUUGCGGUCCGAUGAUCGGAAAAUAUUGUUUCCGCUAAUUGAUGAUAGUGGUUCAUCCCGCAGUAUCGGUCCAUUAAGACACCACUGCACCAAUGUCGAUUGUCGCUGGUCAUGAUUAAAGAAAUUGUAUCUCUCUCUCUAUUUAUAUCGUAGUUAAGAUGACGCAAAAUGGGACAAAAGAUCAUUAAUUUAAAUAACUAGUUAACUAUAUCAGUGAAAUUAAUUUUAAAAAUAAAUCAAUUUUUGGUCGAUUUAUUAUAAUUGAUAGUUCUCUUUGUCUCUUUUAGUCCCUUUUAAAGCCAUAAUAUAAUAACUAUCACAUGACUAUAUAAUACAAAACAUACAAUUGUAAUAUAAGUAGUUAUAUAAUUAUAAAUAACGUAUAGGAAACUAGAAUAUAAAUAGUUAAACUGAAAAUACUCUUAUUAAAUAGUUACACAAUAUAAAUAUAAAUAAUUAUAAAUACAUAAUAUAUAAAAAAUUGAUAUAUAAUCAUAGGAGACUGUAAUGUAAACUAGCUGUGAUAUAAACGGAGGAAGAAAUUUAAUCUGCUACGCGUAAUACUAAUCGACAUUGAUGCGACCAAUCCUCAGUGACACUAGCUUAAGCACGAGGUACUAACUGCCACUUGAAUGAAUGUACUCUUAUAUGUACCGUGCGAGCGUGCGUGUAUGGACACAUAGAAAAUGUUUCUUAGUAAUUGAGACAUAUGUGCGCACUAGCUUUAAUUUAUUUCUUAAAACCUCUACGUGCGAAUAACGAGUGUGAUCAGACAAUUUGAUAAAUAAAACCAAAAUUGAAACUGUCA
Molecule: messenger RNA, 2199 nt
Organism: Wasmannia auropunctata (little fire ant)
Lineage: Eukaryota; Metazoa; Arthropoda; Insecta; Hymenoptera; Formicidae
Product: transmembrane protein 35
Exons: 4
Coding region: 288-758 (156 amino acids)
Biological process (GO): chaperone-mediated protein complex assembly; positive regulation of protein localization to cell surface
Cellular component (GO): endoplasmic reticulum
Source: RefSeq, a predicted model, not a curated record